Spodoptera litura is the source of this 3264-nucleotide messenger RNA. RefSeq names its product androgen-induced gene 1 protein. Lineage: Eukaryota; Metazoa; Arthropoda; Insecta; Lepidoptera; Noctuidae. The record is from RefSeq and is a predicted model, not a curated record. Gene Ontology annotation, cellular component: membrane; endomembrane system.
CUGUCAUAGUGUCAUUGUCAUCACCUGUCGGUGAAGAAGCGUACUUCUUAUUCGGCAUAUUCGGGAGUUGGUUGUAAAGUAAAGCAGCGUCACUAUAAAAACGCCGAUGCAGAUAAAUAAAAUAGUGAAAUUAUUAUACUCUUAAUUUAAAAACGUCUCUCUUUUGAUUCCUACAUAACAAAAUACAAGGAGUCGCGCAGCCACAGUAAUCAUGAUGAAGAAAUUGUUCCAUCUAUUUGGAGCUAUUCAAUUUUUCUAUGGAUGUUACUAUGACUACGUCUAUGUCAAUAUACCAGCAACUCCAACUUCAUUUACACCUUAUGGAGGCAAAUUCAAAUAUUUAACAUACCUAGAUGCGAUGAUACAAACUGCAUAUUUCACCCUGGCGUUCCUCAAUGAUAUUGUUGGAAAUAAUGAGCCAUCACCAUCAGAGAAGCCCCUCAUCAGGAGAUUGAAGGACAGAGUGUUUAGUGCUCUAGCUUUCCCAUUGGCAAUAUUUGUUGGAGUAUCAUUCUGGGCCAUAUAUGCUAUUGAUAGAGAGUUAAUCUUGCCCAGAAGCAUGGAUGCUUACUUUCCACUGUGGCUUAACCAUGUGAUGCAUACAAAUAUAGUUGUGUUCAUAUUGAUAGAGCUCCUCACUUCAUUCAGGAUGUAUCCUAAGAGAAAAGCUGGCCUUACUAUUCUAUCUACUUUUAUGAUUUGCUAUUUAAUUUGGGUACAUGUGAUCUACUUCAACACUGGUAUUUGGGUGUACCCUAUUUUGAGUGUUCUCAACUGGCCAUUGAGAGUAGGUUUCUACUUAUUCUGUCUUGCAUUUGCUUGUGGUGCAUACUGUUUAGGAGAAAAAAUCAACAAAGCAGUUUGGUCCACUGAGGUUGAAAAAACAGUAAGAUCGGGAAAGAAAAAGGCUAAAUAAUAAUUGAGGUCGUGAUUACUUAGCUAGAAUAGCCUGGUGGUAAUCUCACUACUUGUGAGGUUUGUAAUUUGUUUAAGAUAUUCUUAUCGGUGGAUGGUUUAUGAAGUAGGAUGCAUUUUAAUUAUGGCUUUGGAAAGAAAUUUAGAUUUUAGAAUUGAGAAAGAGUUAAUAUAUUAAGUAAACCAUUUGCAUUUAUUUUAUUAUUUGAUCUUAAAGGAAGUGAUAAUAUAAACCCCAUAAUAUUUUUAAUCAUAUAGAAUGAGAUGCCAAUUGGUGUAUCUGUAUCCAGUCCAAACAUUUACCUACAUUAGAGAUGUUUAUAAUAAUAUGUAGAAUGAUAUUAUUUUAUACACACCAUUCAUUAAUACCUAAUUGUGUGUAGAUAUUAUGUAUUUCUUUCUAGAAGUGUUCUUGUGUACUCAUUUAUGCCUACAUUUGAAAAUGUGGCGUGAUUCCUUUUAUUGUCUGAUUUAUUCUAGAAAUAUUUGACCCAUUAAACAUUUUUGUAAUAAUUAUAAUAAAAAAAGGAUAACCAUUUCAAUUCAUAAACAAAACCUAUUUAAAGAGAUCUUCUUGCGUAAAAACGAGACAGUGAUUUCUGUCUUAAGGCAUUGGCUGCCAAUAAAAAACGGUUGAAGGCAAACCCUCCGCUAAUGUCGGUCACCGGUGACUGCCAUGGCGUUUAACGUGUUAAACAAUGAAAAAAAUUUACGUGACUUUGAGCUAUUUAUUUUUAAUUGUCGUGUUAACAUGUCGUGAUAGAGAAACGUUUCGUUGUAAUAAACGGUAACAACCGGUUUUUCAUCCACCUACCUAUGUACAGUUAUUCAACUUACGAUUAUUCAAAUAUUAAGUUAUUAUUUCAACAAGGCUAUGUUUUAUCUACUGAAUGGUUCUCAAUGCGACUUGUUUCUUGAUUACGUAAUUAUAAUUGAGAUAACCACUUAUAUUAUAAUGAUAACAUGAAACAGACAUUGGUUGUGAAUGAAUUCAGCAAUAAAUAUACUAUUUAUUCAGAAACGAAUACUCAUUGUUAGCAGCUAUAAUUAAUUUCGCUGCUAAAGUAAAUGAAGGUUUUGUGAGUACCAAUUUUAACGUACAAAUAAAGAUUUAACCGUUUAAAUAGUUAAUUAUAUAAAUAGGUACUUAUGUAUAUCGUAUUCGUACUGUAGUUAAAUCUAAUCGUACUCGCUAGCAUGACUUGAUUCUUUAUUACCUAUAGUAAUAAUAAUAAUUUACGUGUCUCUUUAAAUAUUACGUCAGCAUUGAAAACAUGUAAUUGUGAAGCUUUAAUAUAUUAACGAAAAACAAAUUAAUCGCUUAUUGGCCUGAAUAUUGUGAGAGUGAACGAUAGAUAACGUAUUCGUAUUUCUCAAAUGUUGAUUGAUACUAAGCUUUAUUAGUAUCGUAAAUAUAUUCAUAUUCGGAUACUCUUACUAAAGAGUCACAAAUUGUUGAAGUAUUUUUAAGAAGUAAAUUAAACGAACUUGAUACAAAUCAAUGUAAUUAUAAAGAUAAUUCUUUGAUAUAGAGAAUAUCAUUCCAAAGUUCCAAACAGUACGAUAAGAACUUAAUUAGAAGUGUUACUCAUUUGUCUAUUAUCUGAUAUGUAAUUGUUAUUAUUUAUUUUGUUUUUUAUUUUAUUGUAACCAUGAUAAAGAAAUUGUUGAUUACCACUAGAGAUUGAUAGAAGCCAGUGUUAAAUUUAUUGUUUAAUAAACAUUUUAUAUUUUAUUUAAUAUUUAUUUUUAUUUAUGAGAAAUACCAAAUAUUGUUUCCGAUAGAUUAACGUUGUUGGCGUAGGUUGGUAGACUUAGGUAUAUUUAAAAAUAGCUCUCUAAUUCUCGAUAGAAAUGGCUAGCAAGAGAAAAUCAAAAUAACGCUUAUUGUUUGAAUGCGUUGUGUUUGAUCAAGGACCGGCUUAUGAUGUGGUUAUGCACUAAUUCUCUCUAGAAUUUACUACACGCCUUGGCUAUAAUGAUUGUGGUGGACUUUGACAUCGUAACGAACUCUGUUUCUAUGGACUUUGGCUCCAUGACUAACUACCUAAUAUAAGCCGAAGGUUGUCGACUUUGGUAUCAAAAUAAUCAAUUUCUCGAGAGAAUGAUGCGAUGCGAUCAAAGUUCUACUUUAGGAACAAAUUUGUUGAGUCAGAAAAUAAUAUUUGAGCGUCGUAUCUUGUGCAUAUUGUUUGCCCUUUGGUGCCUACCUAUUUUGGUCCAGUGCCUAUUCUGCCUAAAUAGACAAUGAAGUGUUCAAUCACUGUUCGAAUGAACUUUAAGCAUCCAAACAUUAUUGUAAGAAAGCAAUAAAUUUUAUAUAAGUAAGAAAUAAAUUGUUUAUAACAG